This is a messenger RNA of Esox lucius (northern pike), 3292 nucleotides long. RefSeq names its product early growth response 1 (gene egr1). The transcript has 2 exons. Gene Ontology annotation, biological process: regulation of transcription by RNA polymerase II. The coding region runs from base 480 to 2018 and encodes 512 amino acids. NCBI's taxonomy places the organism in Eukaryota, Metazoa, Chordata, Actinopteri, Esociformes, Esocidae. The record is from RefSeq and is a predicted model, not a curated record. Gene Ontology annotation, molecular function: RNA polymerase II cis-regulatory region sequence-specific DNA binding; DNA-binding transcription factor activity, RNA polymerase II-specific.
AGAGCCCAGAACAGCUUAUGUUAGAGCAGAGAUAGACAGAAACUCACACACAUACAGCGUUAUCUCCCUAACGGAGAAUAUUAUUACACAAAAAGUGAUUUCAAAACAUCAACAACAACAAUAACAAUACAUUAUACAAAAGGUCAACAGCAUUUUGGAUUUGACCAGUAUAAAGAAGAAAACGCAUUAAUGAUUAUUUAUCAUUAAUUUUAGGGAAUGAGUAAAAGGGACACAUACGACUCAAAUCAUUUCUGAAAAAGAAGUAAAACGUGGAUUUUUACUCAUCUUGGACCAAAGGAGGAAAAAGGCAAGAGAGACUUUGAGAGAACCUGAAGGACGAGGGAAACGGACAAGAUCUCAUCAUUCUCAGCAGCAGCAGCAAUCUGACCCUGCUACCUGAGGUGGACUGGUGAUUCCCUCCACCUGUGAGAGGACCACCACCACUGUCCAGUCCCCCACAGCUUCCUCAUCACUGGAGGAUGGCUGCAACCAAGACUGAGAUGCUCCUUCCAGCCCUGCAGAUCUCCGACCCACUCAGCUUCCCUCACUCUCCCAUGGAUAACUACCCCAAGCUGGAAGAGAUGAUGAUGCUGAGCUCCGCAGGGACCCCCUUCCUCUCUGCCUCGGCACCUGAGGGAGCAGGCUUCGGAUCAGGCGAGCCAGGAGAGCAGUAUGACCACCUUGCUGGAGAUACGUUACCUGAUAUCUCCAUAAACUGUGAAAAGUCAAUGGCCGAGCAAAGCUACUCCACCCAGAGGCUGCCUCCCAUCUCCUACACGGGUCGCUUCACCCUGGAGCCUGGCACCAACUGCAGCAACAGCCUCUGGGCCGAGCCCCUGUUUAGCCUGGUCAGUGGGCUGGUGGGAAUCAACCCCCCCUCCACCUCCGCCCCUUCUUCCUCCUCAUCUCAGACCGGCACUUCUUCAUCAUCCACCUCCUCCUCUAACUCGUCCGGCGCCAUCUCCUCUCAGAGCUCCAGUCUGAGUUGCUCUGUCCACCACAGUGAGAAUAACCCAAUCUACUCUGCUGCUCCGACCUACUCCAGCGCCAGCCCUGACAUUUUCUCUGAACAGGGCCAGGGCUUCUCCGGUCCCGCUGGAGGGUCUCUUCAAUACCCGCCUCCAUCAUACUCCAACAGCAAGACGUGUGGCUCCAGCUUCCCUGUGCCCAUGAUCCCUGACUACCUCUUCCCCCAGCAGCAGGGGGAAAUCAGCCUGCUACCCGACCAGAAGCCCUUCCAAAACGGGUCAGGCCAGCCCUCCCUCACCCCCCUGUCCACCAUUAAAGCCUUUGCCACCCAGACGGGAUCCCAGGACCUGAAGAGUGUUUACCAAUCGCAACUGAUCAAGCCCAGCCGCAUGCGCAAGUACCCAAACCGGCCGAGCAAGACGCCGCCCCACGAGCGGCCCUACGCCUGCCCCGUGGAGACGUGCGACCGCCGCUUCUCCCGCUCUGACGAGCUGACGCGUCACAUCCGCAUCCACACGGGCCAGAAGCCCUUCCAGUGCCGCAUCUGCAUGCGCAACUUCAGCCGCAGCGACCACCUGACCACGCACAUCCGCACGCACACCGGCGAGAAGCCGUUCGCCUGCGAGAUCUGCGGACGCAAGUUCGCCCGCAGCGACGAGCGUAAGAGGCACACCAAGAUUCACCUGAGGCAGAAGGACAAAAAGGUGGAGAAGGGUGGGGUGGCCGGGGCGGUGGCAGCAGCGGCGGCCCCAGUGUCAGCCUCGUCGCCCCUGUCCAGCUACCCCUCUCCCAUCACCUCCUAUCCCUCCCCGGGCUCCUCCUAUCCCUCCCCGGUCACGUCCUGCUACUCCUCCCCGGUCCACACCUCAUACCCCUCUCCCUCCAUCGCCACCACCUAUCCCUCUGUCUCCAUGUCCAUGUCCAGUACUUUCCAGUCCAUGGCGUCCUCCUUUCCCUCCUCCGUAGCCUCCAUCUACUCGUCCCCAGUUCCCACCCCACUGUCAGACAUGCAGUCCACACUCUCCCCGAGGACAAUCGAGAUCUGCUAAGGAAGAGAAAGACAAAAUACAUUUUUUAUUCUUUCCUCCUUGCCACUUUGUACAGUCUCCUUGAAGGGAGAAAUCAGCAUCAAAAGACUUGUUACUCCCCUUCUAUAAAGCACUUUUCUGCCUGCUCCCUUUGCAAGCCUUGUUCAGUGAAUCCUCAGAUUCACCUGAAGGGGUAAAAAAAGCAUGUCAAGGACCCGGCAAAGAUAGUCCAGAAGAUAGAAAGGCAUUUUGCAGAUGCAGAGCUUCAAACAAGGCCUAAAAGAUUUUCGAGAGUUGAACCAGACAGAAGAGACAGGUUGUUCCUAUAAGCAAAAACACAGACUGAGACAAACAGGCGAGACUGAAGGCGCGUUAGCCCUCUGAGGCAAUCAUUUACAGGACAACAGACAUUGAAUGAUAUACAUAAGCUAGGUAAUAUGUAUAUUCUACUCGUGCCAUGUUUUUUUUUUUUUUCCAUUCUUUGGUACCAUUGAUGUGAAAAACUUAUUUGCAUAUUUGCAUUGUAUUAUUUGAAGUGAGCAGGGCCAUAUUUUCUAUUCUAAUACUUUCUCUAUUAUGUAGUGAUGACGAUGCUGUGAUAUGUUUUUGACUUUGUUUGAUGACGAAAUAAGCACUUAAGUAUUCAUGCAUGUGUUAAGAGUGAUGUUAGUUUCUAUUGUUUUGUAAAUAUCAUCCACUUGUACUAUUUUUCUCUUGCUCACAUCAUGUGACAUAUCAGUCUGUUAUGUGGACAAAAAAAUUAGAAGAAAAAAAAACUUCACUUAAAAAACAGAAAACAAAACAAAUGUUCCCGUUUUUGGUGCCUUUUUGUGAAGCCUUGCUGAUGUUUUGGCACAACUGUGUGUGUGAGAGAGGAUGCGUUGCGACUCGCCUUAAGGUGUGAAGGGAUAUUUUUGUUACAGAAUGUAAGUCAUAGUUCAACAGAAGACCAGAAAGGGCAGAGGUCAUAUGAGGGCACCGCUUCAUUUCUUCAGAAUGUAAGCAAAGGAGAGAAAUGAUAAACUAUAUUUUUAUAACUGAAAAAAGGUUAAUGUAAAUAUCCACAUCUUCAAGUUGGAAUGUCGUAGUUACCUACUGAGUAGGCAUGGGAUUCUUUUGUAUGUUAUAUACAUGCGGUUCAUUAAUUUGUGGUUAACCUUUAUUUUGUAUUUGUGUUUGUUAAACCAAGUGACUGUUUCUGGCUUCUCAACACAUUGAAUGCGCUUAACUGCCAAUGGGAUAUUUGGUGUACAUGAUAGCCACCAGAAAUGAAAUAUAAAUAAAAAAUAAAUAUA